Messenger RNA from Paracoccidioides brasiliensis Pb18, 189 nucleotides. RefSeq lists its product as uncharacterized. The record is from RefSeq and is a predicted model, not a curated record. The transcript has a single exon. The coding region runs from base 1 to 189 and encodes 62 amino acids.
AUGCAAGUGAGAGUCUGUGGUAGAAAUCAGACGUCCAGUGCCUUCACAGUAACUACCAUUCAGACAAGGCGAAAGACGAAGCAGUCAAACCCCAGAAAGGCUGUGGCAGUAGAUGCUAUCCAGAAAUCGGAGGUAUCAGAACAGGCAUACAAAACCGUCACUGACCGAAUAGAACAACAAAAGCGUUGA